UUGAGGGGACUGUGCUUAUAAAACGCCACACUUGAUCUCCAAGGAAAAGGCGUGCAGGCCUAGCAGUUGUAUCAUUGGAUUGGGAGAAGGAAAUGGAGAAAAAGAUUAGCGACUACAUAUUGGUGUCAUCUGGGCUCGGUGUCAUGGUUGCCUAUCACGUAUGGCUUUUCUAUCGGAUCGUCAGACAUCCCAACAAGACUGUAAUUGGCAUCAACGCCAUCAAUCGUCGUUUGUGGGUUCGUGCUAUGAUGGAGGAUGCGUCAAAGAAUGGCGUCCUUGCCGUCCAAACGCUGAGGAACAAUAUAAUGGCGUCCACCCUUUUGGCAUCGACGGCUAUAAUGCUCUGCUCUCUCAUGGCCGUCUUAGUGACGAGUGGCGGCCACAGUGAGUCCCCAUUAGUGGUACUUGGUGACAAAAGCGUGUUCGGUUUCUCUAUCAAGUUCUUCGCCAUUUUGGUGUGCUUUUUGGUGGCGUUUUUGUUUAACGUUCAGUCCAUCAGGUAUUACAGUCAUGCAAGCAUUCUUAUCAAUACGCCCUUCAAAAACAUUUCAACCCACGCUCACCAUCGACGCCUCACGGCAGAAUACGUCGCCACCACAGUGAAUAGAGGCAGCUAUUUCUGGUCCUUAGGAUUGCGUGCCUUCUACUUCUCAUUUCCUCUACUUUUGUGGAUCUUUGGACCUAUUCCUAUGUUCUCAUCUUCCUUACUCCUUGUUUUUAUGCUUUAUUUUCUUGAUGUCGCCUUUGAAUUCUGUUGGGCUGAUGGGAAUUUGGAUUACGUCCCUCAAAGGGACGAGGAGGAGGAAAUUGGGAAAUAAUUUCUUUUUCUUUUCCAAUGAAACUGACUCUUGUCUUUUUCUAGAGGGUGUCAAGCACGCAUUCAAUUCUGAGUUUGUUUUUCCUAACA
This is a messenger RNA of Cucurbita pepo subsp. pepo (vegetable marrow), 907 nucleotides long. RefSeq names its product TRP-like ion channel protein (Protein of unknown function, DUF599). NCBI's taxonomy places the organism in Eukaryota, Viridiplantae, Streptophyta, Magnoliopsida, Cucurbitales, Cucurbitaceae. The record is from RefSeq and is a predicted model, not a curated record.